AAAAAUAACGCUUCCACAUGAGAUUGUAUUUAGUUUAACACCUGCAAAUUAUUAUUUUUAACUUCAAAUUCUUGUUCUAAAAUAUAAGUGUUAAUCUUAAUAACUAACGCUGGCUUUUUAUACUGGUCUAUUUAAAUGGCUUCUUAUAACGUACAUAGUUUGCACGACCACUGGAGAAGGCGCACGUAUGAAGAUAGCCGGCGGGCGAUUGGCUACACAAGGUAUGUCGCCCCGUUAAAUAGAGUUAAGGCGAUCGUGGGGGUGGUGACAAUGGACGAUACCACGGGUCAACAGGUCGGAGUACGGGCCUUCAGACCGCAUAUAAAUUUUACUUACAGUGGUAAAGGCAAAAGUUUAGUGAGUGACUACGACAUAGCACUCGUAACGUUAGUAUACUAUUUCGAAGAAAGCUCCAUGAUGAAAACGGUGCCGUAUGUAAUGUUUACCAUUCAAUCUUUGCAGUCGUAUUUUUUUUCGACGGUCAAAUCGAAUAAAUGCGUGACGAUCGGUUACGGAACGUCCUCGGGGAAAAGAAUCAAGCAACUGAUGGUCCUGAAUAUGAUCGUGUUGCCUCAGGAAGGAUGUAAAAUCCCAACAGAGGAGAAAGGGUCCGUCAUCUGCUGCAAACCCGAAAGCAAUGCCAUAAAAUUCGGUCAUUCUGGAAGCCCUUUGGUAUGCGGAGGAAUGGUCUUCGGUUUAUUUAAAGUUUAUUACAACUACACGCUUGACGGAAAAGAAAUCGUUGCAUACACUUAUACGGCGGUUUGGCCGUUUCUUGACUACCUCGAGGUGAGAAUACGCAGGCAACAAAAAGAAAGUAGCGCCAUGAAGAUAUCGCCCGUUUUUAUUUGUCAAUUACUUGCCAUAGCCUUCGCUGGAUUUAUGAACUGUACUAACUUGACCUUCAACAGAUUAAUGUAGAAAUGCCAUGCUGCAGUGUUAUCUUCUCGAAUAUUCAAGACACGCUUUUGAACUUGCAAUACAAAAUUGCCUAAACUAA
Messenger RNA from Cimex lectularius (bed bug), 1000 nucleotides. RefSeq lists its product as uncharacterized. The coding region runs from base 136 to 921 and encodes 261 amino acids. Gene Ontology annotation, molecular function: serine-type endopeptidase activity. The transcript has 2 exons. The record is from RefSeq and is a predicted model, not a curated record. Gene Ontology annotation, biological process: proteolysis. Lineage: Eukaryota; Metazoa; Arthropoda; Insecta; Hemiptera; Cimicidae.